Molecule: messenger RNA, 6720 nt
Organism: Brassica rapa (field mustard)
Lineage: Eukaryota; Viridiplantae; Streptophyta; Magnoliopsida; Brassicales; Brassicaceae
Source: RefSeq, a predicted model, not a curated record
GACGAGCAACAUCGGGUUCUUGCAACUGGUUGUAGUAACCAUCCAUUGUCUUCACUUGCUGUUUAGCUUCCUCGUCCAAUGCCAGUAUAUCUCCAGAUGCAGCCUUAUCACUACCAUUCACAGCUUCUUCUUCCUUUCUUGGGCGUUUCCUAGUGUUGUCGUUACCAACAUUUUCGAAUUCGAAACCAGAAGGAGCAGAGUCCAUGUCCUGAAAUAGACCAAGGAGAUGGGAACACUCGUCGUCUUGUAGACAUUUAUAAAAAUGGUUUCUUUGGCUGCGAGAAGAGAAGAAGAUGCAGAGACGAAGGAAGCGCGUUAAGGUGUGAACGCGGUGAGGGAGACUGGUUUGAUGGUGACUUUGACUAUCCUUUUUAAUUAUUUUAUUAUUAUUUUGUGUUCUAUUUUGUUUUAGACAAAGCGUUUACUCGUCACUGGUUCAUCGAGAGAUUGCACCGAGUAAAACUUGUUUGAUUAAUAUCAUAAACUGACAAAAAGAAGAACAUGUUUUGAUAAAGCGCUAACUAUCGAGGGAUCUCUCUCCUCUUUCCUAGUAGUGAGAGAAUUUUUUCUCCAUUCUUCUUCCUCUCUUAACAAUAAAAUAUCUUUCAAAGAGGUGAGAGCUUGUCUGAGAUGGAGAGAGAUGGACGUUUUACUUACGGUUUCGGUUCAUCCGACUCCAGCGUUCUCGCCUUCUCCAGGCAAAGGAUGACUGAUUUUUGUCUCCGCAUUGCUUAUAUAUUCAGCAAUCGUGUUUUCCCGCUGCCAUCAAUCUACGCUUCUUCUGACCUUUUCUGUUCAAUCGUCUCUCUUUUUUCUCUUUGUCGAAUUGUUUCUCUCUCUUUCCAAGUUUUUCAUCUUCGAGUUUACAUCUAUCAUAAAAAAUAACAGUUUGGACGAAGGAAAACCGGCGAUGAAUAAAUCGAUUGUAGAUGAUUAUCUUUUUUCUCUGAAGCGUAAAUCCGGUGGACAAUUGGAUUUCUUUGAAGCUUGUUCUGGAUGAGCAACUGUUUCAUCGAUCUCUGCUAACGGUGGAGCCUCCUUGCUUUUGGUGGACGAAAGUGGACCAUCAUUUUGACACAUGUACAUGAAUCGCCGGACGAGCAGUGGGUGACGCGUCCCUCUCUCCUCGACGGUUUAUCUCUAUGGACUGACGACCUAUAGUUAUUUUCCUUAAGUUGGCCCAAAUGUUUUGGUCCAUAGUUUUUUCUUCGUGUUGGCUCGUUUGUUGUUUCGGCCUUUGUGUACGUAAAAUUGUUAGGCUUAACAUGUUGGAUUUAGAUAAAAAAAAAUAAAGCGUUAACUAUCAGAUUCUUUAUGCAUAGUUAAUGCACAACAAUGAAAUAUAACAAUAAUAAAUUUGGAAUGCUGUAAGAUAUUAUGAAAGGUCUACUGGUCCUUUUGACAAUAAUAUUUAUAGUAUUAAUAUCUCUGUAAUAUUAUUUGAUAAAUCAAAAAUAUUUUUAAUAAAAUAAAUAUAUUAUAUGUAAUUACCAUUAUUAAAAAAAACUAGUUUCCUUUUUUUUUCCUUAAAAUUUAAAUUCAAUUUAUAAUUUAAGCUUCCUUUUUAUUUAUAAUUAUAAACAUAAAUAUUUUCAACAUAUGUCUGUUUUCAUUAAAAAGAAAAAUUUACAAAAAUAAAAUUUAUACAUAAAUAUAAAAAAUUUACUAAAUGACUAUAUUAAAUUUCUUCAACCAUAUACAUGGAAAAUAUGAAUAUCCAAACAAAUCAAUUAUUUUUAUAUUUUGGUUAGAUAAUAUUUUGUGCAUUUCAUCAUCAAAAUUAUAUAAUAAUUUUAUUUAAUAAAAAUUACAAGUAAAAGUCUAAUUAUUUUAAAAUAUUUGUAUCCAUGUGUGAAUUUUUAAAUGUUAUCGGUUCAUUUCUUUUAUCAAUUUAGUUUUUCAUAUUUUUCUCUAAGACCAAAGGUAUCAAAUUAUAAAAAAUAUACAAAAAUAGAUUUACACAUCUAGAAUGAUGAACCUAAGUAAAUGUAGUGAGACUAUUUGACAUUAGCGUAAUUAAAGUCAAAAGUACUUUUUCAAUUUGAAAGAAAAUUGGUAAUUUGUUGAUUUUAAUAUUAAGUUUGUAACUUUUAGUUUUUAUUACAUAAAGAUAUUGGUUGAAUAUUGCGUCCUUGUUUGAUUAAGACCUCUGCUCCCAAGUCGAAUAUAAUGUACAGUGUUAUGAAAGUAAUGUCCGAGUCGAAGGAUUAAUUUGAUUUCAAAGUAUUAAGCUUUAUUUUGCAUUAUUCAAAGAUUUACGCGGUAAGGAAACAAUGGUUGGUGUAAUCUUGUACUCUUCUAUGCAUUUGACAAUUUUUUGGGAAUAUUCGUAAUAUUGCGUUAGUCAUAUAAAAAUAUUUGAAGUAGACUGCUUUAGGAAAUAACACGUUUCUAAAAAGGACAAGAAGUUUCUUGGAAGUGGCAAACUGGUAAAUUUAAGAUAGAACGCGAUGACGAUGGUAGGGUCUCGAGAGAAAGAUGGAUUCAUGGACCAACACGUGCUCUCCUAAGCUGAGAUAUACCCACAGUAUGAUUAUUUAUUUACUUUCUAUUAACAACAAAACGAAAUUAGGUAUAAUUUAGGUUAAUCAGGCAUCGUUUACCCAUAUAUGCGUAUUUUGUUUAACUUUAUUACUCUUAUUAUAACUAGCUUUAUGAAACGGUAUUAUUUUUAUUUUGGACGGCACUGACAUUAUCAGUAGUUUGAGUUUAGAGCAACGUAUAAAUAUUGAUUCGGUGACUUUGGGUUAGAGCGAGUCCCCCUUUUUGUCUAUAACAAAUGACACGUUGACCGCAAGCCGUUGACUUAUCCACCAGAUCUGUAUUUGUAUUUGUUGGUUUAAAAAAGGGAAAAUCGCAUUUUAAACUCUGAGAAUAUCAUAUUUUUGCACUUUAAACACCAAAUGUUUUUGACUAGAAUUUUAAACCUUAAAAGUGACAUUUUUAUCAUAACAAACCUCCAAGUCAAUUAGAUGAUUUGUACUGUUCAUUUUGUGAUGACGUGUUGGUUUUUUAUUUUAAAUAAAAAAUAAAAUACAUAGAAAAUUUGAAAAAAUUGAAAAAAUCGAAAAAAAUCUAAAAUUUCAAAAAAAAAUAUAAAAAAUAACAUUUCAAAAUUUAAAAUAAAAAAAAUAUUUUUAAAAAUUAAUCCAAUUAUAAACCAAUAAGUAUAUAUAAUAUAAUAACUUGAAAGCUGAUUCUAGAUUUUGGUUUUUGAUUUUUUUUAAUUUUUUUGAUUUAUUAAUUCUUAACUUGUUAAAUUUUCAAAAUUAAUCGUAUUAUUGGUAUUAUUUAUUAAAAUGAUAUUUAUUUAGUAAUUUUAAGUUUGCUUAAAAAGAAAUUAACUUAUAAGUGAAGUUCUUAAAAAUAGUAAAUAACUUUGAAAUUAAAUAAAUAACUAAUCAAAAUUUAGAGAAACUAAAAUAUAUGUUACUUAUCUAAGAAGCUCCACUCAUACCAAAACCCAACAUAUACAAAUCUAAAGACAUACCUCUCUAUCUCUUAAUUAUAUUUCAAACUAACUUACAAUAUUUCAUUUAAGGUCAAAAACAUUUUAAGUGGUCUAUGAGAUAUUUUCAUGUUUCACAAAAAUUUAACAAGUUAAGUAUUAAUAAAUCAAAAAUUAAAAAAAAAAAUCAAAAAAAAAAACAGAAUCUAGUAUCACCAUUCAAGUUAUUAUAUUAUAUAUAUUUAUUAGUUUAUAAUUGGAUUAUUUUUUAAAAAAUAUUUUAUUUUAUUUUAUUUUUAAUUUUUAAAUGUUAUUUUUAUAUUUUUUGAAUUUUUUUAAAAAAUUGAUUUUUUCGAUUUUUUCGAUAUAUUUUUUUUAAGAGAAAAAAGAAAAAAACCGACAUGUCAUCAUAAAAUGAACAGUACAUGUCACUUCGUUGAUUUGGUAAACAAGUAAACCUCAUUGUAGGUUUGUUAUGAUAAAAAUAUCACUUUCAAGGUUUAAAGUACUUGUAAAAAACGUUAAGUGUUUAAAGUGCGAAAAUGUGACAUUUUCAGAAUUUAAAAUGCGAUUUUCCCGUUUAAAAAAUGUUAAAUGUCAAAUGUUGAAAAGGUAGAAACAAUGUCAUUUUUCCAUUGUAGUCGCCAAUUGUUUUUUUCUUUUCUUUGUCUACCUAGCUUCUCCUUUCUUGUUGAUACUUGAUAUCAUAUAUGAUGUCAUAAUCUUCCUUUUACUUCGAGUUUUCUCUAAAAUGACAAAAAAGUUUGAUCAUAUGGUAUCAACUCGAAUGAAUAUAGUGCUAUUCCACCGACUACAACUCGUUCAAUAUUGGAGUUAAGCAAAAUGAGGAAAUCUACAACUUGAAUAAAAUGAGUUAUUUGUUGGGACUUUUUUGCUAGAAUUCUUUUUGUUUGUCUUUUUUUAUUAAAGUUUAUCUGAUGACAAAGCAUAUUAAAAAUUCAUGCGUAAAUAUCAAGAAAGAAUGUAUAUUAAUUCAUAUUCAAGAAAGUAGCGGAUAACGUUUGUUAGAGGAGAAACAUAUUCAUCAGUUUAGCAUGCAUUCCUUUCUUGUUAUUUGCUUAUGAUCAAGAAUAUUUUGCCUGUUGCGGAGUUAAUGUAGAAAUAUUAAGAUCAAUAUAAGUUAGUAUAAAUACAUCGAUCAGCGUGCUCAACAUUAUCACAAACGUUAUCACCAUGAUUAGAAUAAAACUACCAACUCACAAACACCCUUUAUACCCUACGCCUUGGGUUCGCAGUUGCAAUGGUUGCUAUAGAGAAAGUGGUUACGUCAAAGAUGGCUACCGUUGCUACGAAUGUACAAUCUUUUUUCACAAAGAAUGUGCAGAGUCAUCUUUAAAGAUCAACUACCCAUCUCAUCCUGAACACCCUCUCCACCUCGUUAUCAUGGAGAAGCAAUAUGAGAGUAAAACCUGUAAGUUGUGUGGACAGAAAUUGUAUAAUAUGUUUUAUCAUUGUCCUAUAUGUGAAUUUGUUGUUGAUACGGCAUGUAUCAAAAAUCCACCACCAGAUGUUAUUGAACAUCCCAAAGCCCAUGAACACUCUCUUGUCCACCUGAACAACGUUAACUAUGGCACAUGUGACUUUUGCAAAUUAUUUUGUACUAGAUAUCUUUACAAAUGUUCUCAGUGUCAACUGAAAUUCCACUUUGAAUGUUCUAACCUUCCUCUAGAUAUAACUCAUACUUUUCACCCUAAACACCCUCUUAAGUACUGCCUUACAAGUGAAGAACAUCAUUUCUCUGAUGGGAAAUGUCGUAUAUGUGGAGACGUAUUAUGGCGAAGAUUUUAUCAUUGUUCAAUCUGUAAAUUUAGUGUGGAUGUUGCUUGUGUAAAGAAUCCUCCACCGCUUACAAUCCUAUUUUCUAAGGCUCAUGACCAUCAAAUCAGUCUUAUGCCAAGGAUUGUCUCUUUCAACUGUGAUGCUUGUGGGUUGGCUGGUGAUCGAAGUCCUUAUUCAUGUCAACAAUGUGAUUUCAUGAUCCAUCAAAGUUGUAUUGACUUACCAGAGAUCAUAAACAUUAAUCGUCACGAUCAUCGUCUUUCUAGGCGUCCACAUCUUAAUCCCGGGAGUUGGGUAUGCGGAAUAUGCCACAAAAAGGUUGAUUGGUCAUAUGGGGCAUAUUCUUGCUCGAUUUGUCCUAAUUAUGCCAUUCAUUCUAACUGUGCAAUACGAGAUGAUGUCUGGGACAAGUUAGAACUCAAAGGGAUACCUGAAGAAUUUCAAGAAAUCAAACCAUUUAAGGUGAUAGAUGAAAACCUAAUACAUCAUUUUAGUCACGAGGAACACUAUCUGCAGCUCAACAAGGAAAACAUCACAUGCGGUGGAAACAUUCGUUGUGAAGCUUGUGUCUCACCUAUAACUUAUCAAGCAUUCUACAGUUGUGUGCAAUGCGAUUUCAUUCUCCACAACACAUGUGCUAAUCUUCCUAGGAAGAAACGGCAUAUCUAUCGUGAUAAGCCAUUAACUUUAGUAGAUGACAUGACGCAGUUUAAGUGUUCGAUGUGUUCUAACCUUUCCAGUGGCUUUAGGUAUAUUACUAAAUAUGUCAAGAUAGAUGUAAAAUGUGCUGCACUUUCUGAACCUAUCGUCCACGAAAGUCAUGGGUGUCCCUUGUACUACAUUUACGGGAAUGGAAAGACAUGUGCUGCUUGCGGAAUUAGGAGUUAUUCAACAAUAUUUUACUGUGAUGACUGUAAAUUUGGGCUAGAUCCCAAGUGUGUUGUUUUGCCGAAAACAACAAAACAUUGGUAUGACGAACAUCCACUCUCUUUAUGUUACAGAGUCAAUAUAAAAGGAGAGUAUUGGUGUGAUAUAUGCGAGGAAAGUGUAGAAAAAUAUUGGUUCUACAAAUGUGACGAUUGUUGUAUUGCUUUUCAUACCAAGUGUGUUCUCGGCGAAUUCUCACUUCUCAUGCCUGGACGACGCAUAACCACUUAUUAUGAUGAACUGAUAAUUGAAGUGAUGCAAACCAGUCCUCGUUUCUCACCACGUUGCUAUUAUUGUCGCUCUCGACGUGCAGUUCCUUUUGUUCUAAAAGUUUUUUAUCCAAAAGAAAAUAUAUUCAUCUGUUCUUUAAAGUGUUUUUAUGUCCACUUAGAUUUAUGCAAAGACCUGUAAUAAGAAGAAAAAACGUGGUCAAGAAAGACCCAAGCGGAUGUAAACUUCAUUUUUUUUUUCAUUUACUUACUUUUAAUUUGUGCAUUGAUGAUAAAGACUUUUAUCCGCAUGUUUUUUAAAUAUAAUUUUCAUAA